This is a messenger RNA of Castor canadensis (American beaver), 2158 nucleotides long. It is a transcript of the gene Pfn2, whose product is annotated as profilin 2. Gene Ontology annotation, biological process: positive regulation of actin filament bundle assembly; actin cytoskeleton organization; regulation of actin filament polymerization. Gene Ontology annotation, cellular component: cytoplasm. Gene Ontology annotation, molecular function: actin binding. Lineage: Eukaryota; Metazoa; Chordata; Mammalia; Rodentia; Castoridae. The record is from RefSeq and is a predicted model, not a curated record.
GCGCUGCGCCGGGCGGUGGCAGGCGCGUCCCCCGGCGGCCGCGUCCCCGGCGCAGCCCGCGGGCGGGGGGCGGUCGGUCCUGCGCAGAGCCGCCUCCUCCCCGCCCCCGCCCCGCCCCGCCCCGCGCCGCCCCGCGCCGCCCCGCGCCGCCGCCGCGCUGCUGCUGCUGCCGCCGUCCGCGCUGCAGUGCGAAGGGGCGAAGAUGGCCGGCUGGCAGAGCUACGUGGACAACCUCAUGUGCGACGGCUGCUGCCAGGAGGCCGCCAUUGUCGGCUACUGCGACGCCAAAUACGUCUGGGCGGCCACGGCCGGGGGCGUCUUCCAGAGCAUCACGCCAGUAGAAAUAGAUAUGAUUGUAGGAAAAGACCGGGAAGGUUUCUUCACCAAUGGUUUGACUCUCGGUGCGAAGAAGUGCUCGGUGAUAAGAGAUAGCCUGUACGUAGACGGGGACUGCACGAUGGACAUCCGCACCAAGAGCCAAGGCGGAGAGCCCACCUACAACGUGGCCGUGGGCAGGGCCGGCAGAGUCUUGGUCUUUGUAAUGGGAAAAGAAGGGGUCCAUGGAGGCGGAUUGAAUAAGAAGGCGUACUCAAUGGCAAAGUACUUAAGAGACUCUGGGUUCUAGCUGCAGGCAGAGCGCUCAGUGUUAGGGAGAGAUUGCCCUUAAACUUUCCGAGCUGUAAGCCUAAGUCUUAAUUCUGGAAAUUUUAUUAGCAAUGCAGGGUGAUGGGGUGUGAACCUGUGUCUCCUUUGUAUCCCUCUGUUGGUGGGGAAAGGUGUCUUUCUUUCUGCCCCCCCUUAAAUAAUUCUGUUCACUUUUGUUUUGUUUCCUUGUGUGCUCCAGCAUUGGUAGUAGUCAUGGGAAAGGAAGGUGUCCACGGAGGCACACUUAACCAGAAAGCGUACGAACUCGCUUUGUACCUGAGGAGGUCUGAUGUGUAAGCAGCCUCUCCCCAUCCACCUAGCAGCUGUCUUCAUCAUCACCCCAGUUAUGGUCACAGGCUACCAGACUAGGUGGUAGCUGGGUUUUCUUGGCCUGUUUUCUCAAUGUCAUGAUUCCCAUUUGCCAGUGGAUCGUAUGUACGUUAACCACUGUCUGUAACCAGCCCUUACCUGGCAACAUAAGUGCAGCACAAUGACGACUUGCAUGAUACCUUGAUUGGGGGGAGGGGCAUGCCAAGUUGGGCAUCACUUUGUCUUAGCAAUUAAUGGGCUAUCGAUUACUAAAAUAAGUUAAUCUUAAGCAAGGUGCCGGUUGUACAAUCUCAUUUGAUCAGCGUUUCAGCACUUUGAGGUUUACUGGCUCGUGAGUCUUCCUUUUCUAGUGCAUGGUUGGGAGAAGUGCACGCAUCUUCCUCGCCUCCUCCGCACCCCUCCCUUCGCACAGAGGUAUUUAUUUGCUUUGCUUCACCCUCCUGUGCAGUGCCUGGUUGAUUUAGCCAGUUACCACCCCUUUGUUGGUGAGCUGUCGGGAGCGGCAGUCCUUGGCUGCUAGCCUCGUGGUUGCACUUGAGACACUUUCUUGUGGUGUCUCCAGGACAUCCGAAGAGUGCAGCUGCAGCACCAGAGCAGAAGGCACUUCCUCCCAUGACCUUGCAGCCACACGGCGAUCCCCGGGGCAUCCCACCACUGCAGUAGCUCAGAGUUUCGUCCGUCUCUGCUUCGCACACCAGCUCUACUCUUUAGUAACUGUAAAGGCUGCCAUUAUGGACGUUAGGUCUCCCAAGAGGACCAUCUGGAGUUCGUCCAGUCGCUCUUCAUAGGACCGACUUUUAUUUGCAGCUUAGGUUUUUCUAUGAAGUUGCAUUAUUGUGGACUUGGCUGUCUUGUGAUGAGUUUUUUUCGUAUGUAUUCUGUGCCAUACUAUUGUUCAAAUGAACUGUUGCUAUUGUGAGAUGGAUUUUAACCGACCUAUCAAGGGUUUCUUCCGAAUGGCACUACUUUAGGGACGUUCUAGUAACUGCUUCUGUUGUUGGGCCUUGUGGGUGAUGUACAGAUGUACAAACACAUCUCGUUGCUGAUCUGUCCAUUUCUUUCCCUGCACUUUGUUACAUCUGGGAUACAGUCUAAGUCAUCUGAUUUAAUAUGCAUUUAAAAAAAUGCCAUAACUAUUAAACACCUUGUUUACAGACAGAUGAAAUAAAUUUAUUCCAACCAA